This is a messenger RNA of Hippocampus comes (tiger tail seahorse), 3830 nucleotides long. It is a transcript of the gene rfx4, whose product is annotated as regulatory factor X, 4. Gene Ontology annotation, biological process: regulation of transcription by RNA polymerase II. The record is from RefSeq and is a predicted model, not a curated record. Gene Ontology annotation, molecular function: RNA polymerase II cis-regulatory region sequence-specific DNA binding; DNA-binding transcription factor activity, RNA polymerase II-specific. The coding region runs from base 888 to 3101 and encodes 737 amino acids. NCBI's taxonomy places the organism in Eukaryota, Metazoa, Chordata, Actinopteri, Syngnathiformes, Syngnathidae. The transcript has 18 exons.
AUUCGAUUAUUUUUCAAAAUGGUUCAGCUCUCUUCCAUAUCCAUCUUAAAGUCUACUUACUAGAAGGCCAAAAGUGGCACCACAAGUAGAAAAGACAAAUGCACCCUUGUUGUUUACUAGUGCACAGAAUUGUCCUACUCGUGAGGACAAAGAGCGUGCUCGUACAUGGACCUCACGCUGGGUAUCAAGGAUAUUGAAUAAAUGCUCCACCAAGUAUUGCAAAAUGUACAUAGCUGGUGAGUGACUCCAUGCAACUAAACUUCCUUGUGUGUUUUCAAAUCCAGGCGUUGGAAAUGAUGAUUCCGAGCUGAGCAACCGCGUUUGGAUACUUUGGAAGUGAGAGCCGUGUGUGGUGUGAAAGCGUAUGAAAUGCCAUCAUGGAGGAUGGGGAGCGCCCCCUCGCCCCCUUUCUUUUUUUUUUCUUGGGAGGGGAGCUUUUCUUAUUCAAAAGAGGCCCACAAAAGACUUCCAGUGAGCCUUGCCACAUCCCCAUCUGACUCGGGGGCCAUUCAUCAGCCCCGCAAGCCUAUCAAUGACAUGUCCCCAUCAGGGCUCCUAUAAAAUCAGCCCCUUUUCCCAUGAAACAUCAGCAAACAUUUUGACGGCUCUGCCUUUGCCCCCGCUGGAUUUCUGGAGGACCCUCCAAAACACCCCCCCUACCCACCCACCCACUACGGUUCCCCACCAUUCCCCACCCACACGUACCCACACUCGCUCGCUCUCUAUCUCUCUCUCGUCCACUAAGAGUCUCAGCAUCUUCCCUCCGACGGCCAGUGGUCGCGGAGACGGCAAGCCGGGCGAGGAUAGAGAGCAGGUGGAGGAGGAGGAGGAGGAGAGAGGAAAGUGGCAGCCGUUUUCUACCGGGAGGAGUGCUGGAUGGGAAGAGGAUGCACUGCGGGCUGCUGGAGGAGCCUGACAUGGAUUCCACAGAGAGCUGGAUCGAGCGAUGCCUCAAUGAGAGCGAGAGCAAGCGUUACUCCAGCCACAUGUCCUUGGGCAACAUGUCCACCGAUGAGCACGAAGAAAAAGAAAAUAACCGGGCCUCCAAACCGCAUUCGACACCUGCCACUCUUGAAUGGCUGGAGGAGAACUACGAGAUCGCUGAAGGCGUGUGCAUCCCGAGAAGCGCUCUCUACAUGCACUACCUCGACUUCAGCGAGAAGCACGACACGCAGCCAGUCAACGCGGCCAGCUUCGGGAAGAUUAUCAGACAACAGUUUCCAGCACUAACCACCAGACGACUCGGCACGAGGGGGCAGUCAAAGUACCACUACUAUGGCAUCGCAGUGAAGGAGACGUCGCAGUACUACGACGUGAUGUACUCCAAGAAGGGCGCGGCCUGGGUGAAUGAGGCGGGCAAGAAGGAGGUGACCAAGCAGACAGUGGCGUAUUCACCACGCUCCAAGCUGGGGACGCUGCUGCCAGAGUUCCCAAAUGUCAAAGACCUCCAUUUGCCUGCCAGCUUGCCAGAGGAGCGGGUGUCAACCUUCAUCAUGAUGUACAGAACACACUGCCAGAGGAUACUGGACACGGUCAUCCGGGCCAACUUUGACGAGGUCCAAAGCUUCCUGCUGCACUUCUGGCAAGGCAUGCCGCCCCACAUGCUGCCCGUGCUCAGCUCGCCCACCGUAGUCAACAUCGUCGGAGUGUGCGACUCCAUCCUCUACAAGGCCAUCUCCGGGGUACUGAUGCCCACCGUCCUCCAAGCGUUGCCUGACAGUUUGACACAGGUGAUCCGGAAAUUUGCCAAACAAUUAGAAGAGUGGCUCAAAAUCGCCCUUCACGACCUCCCGGAGAACCUGAGGAACAUCAAAUUUGAGUUGUCUAGGAGAUUCUCGCAAAUCCUCAAGCGGCAAACGUCCCUAAACCAUCUGUGUCAGGCAUCGCGCACUGUGAUAAAUAGCGCCGACAUCACCUUCCAAAUGUUGGAGGACUGGAGGAAUGUGGACCUGAACAGCAUCACCAAGCAGACGCUGUACACCAUGGAGGACUCGCAGGAGGAGCAUCGGCAGCUCAUCAUCCACUUGUACCAGGAGUUUGAUCGUCUCUUGGAGGAGCAAUCGCCCAUUGAGGCCUACAUUGAGUGGCUCGAUUCCAUGGUGGAUCGCUGUGUCAUCAAGGUGUCUGGGAAGAGGCCCGGCUGCCUGAAGAAGAUGGCCCAACAGUUCCUGUUGAUGUGGUCCUGCUUUGGGACCAGAGUCAUUCGUGAUAUGACGCUCCACAGCGCCCCCAGCUUUGGCUCCUUCCACCUGAUCCAUCUCAUGUUUGACGACUACGUCCUAUACCUGCUGGAGUCGCUACACUGCCAGGAGAGGGCCAAUGACCUCAUGAGGGCCAUGAAAGGCGAAGGCGGCACAGAGCAAGACGAAGGGUUCACGCUGACCGAAAUAACCGCCACCUCCUCGCCGUCCCCGGGUGCCUACUCGCCCGCCCGCUCCGUCCACUCCGCCGCCGUGUCAUCGUCCUCGCCCGCAGCCGACACGUCGCCUGAGUACCCGUCCAGCACAGGCGCCGUUCAGUCAUAUACGUGGUCCCUUACAUACACAGUGACAACGGCAGGAGGUUGCGCACCCGACGCCGGCCAGCAGCUGUCCUGCAUGAGAAGCAGCAGCGCCGCCGGCACGACGCCACCGCCGCCCUCCUCCGCCCAUCGGCUGCCUGUCUACGCCCACAGAGAGGAGCAUGGAUACACGGGCAGCUACAACUAUGGCAGCUAUGCCAACCAGCAUCCUCACGCCAUCCAGAGCCAGUACCCAGGGCUGAGCCACGACGCCACCAUCCCGGCACCGCUCCACUACUCCGCCUACCACCGCUCAUCCGCACAGUACCAAUUCAACGGUCAGAUGUCCCGCAUGGAUCCGUGUCUGAUGAGUAGCACUCCCCGACUGCACCCUGCGCCUGUGACCCCCCGCUGGCCGGAUAUGUCCUCAGUCAACGGCUGCUACGGUAGCCCGCCUGUGCACUCGGCGCGCUACGCCACGUCGGGGGACGUGUACUCACCCCUGGUCCCGCGCAGGAACUCCGAGUACGAGCACUCGCAGCAUUUCCCUGGCUUCGCCUACAUCAACGGAGAGGCCACCGCCACCGGCUGGGCCAAGUAGCCUUCAUGAACACUUUGAACUGUAAAGGACACCCAUUGUUCAGUCAAGGUGUGAGGACACUGACAGGACAAUAUGUCAAUCAUGUAUGGGAUUAGUGCGGCGGCGUUUCUACACUUCCGACCCUUUUUCUUUGUCCAUCCAUCCCUAGAAAUCUGGGAAAUCAUGUACAGUUUCAUGAAAAAAUAUCUGCCCCCUUCCGGCGUUCAAAGGGUUUUUUUUGGGGUUUAUUCAUCACACUUAAAGGUGGUGUUUACAGUCUCGAAGCUUUGUGCAAGAUUUGAAUGUAGCCUCACCUUUCACACACACACACACACACACACACACGCACACAUGCACAAAACUUUUCCCCACUCCUCCCCUGGGCCUUUCUGCCCACAGAAAUGCCCCCAGCUCCCUAACGUGUAUGCGGGGCAGCACACCAACAUAGCUCCGAUGCUCAUGUGCCCUUCUCGUGAUGAAGUAUCGCCAAAAACAAAAUAUUACCGCUUUGAUGUUGAAUUUCUUUGAAUUUUUUUCCCUACCAUGAGCUUUAAACACAUUUUAACAUCUUAAGACUUUUUAAAAUAUUCCUUAGCGUCUGUUCUCAAUCUCACUUGCAGUGUUUGCAUACAUGAUAACCUUCAAUCGACUGCUACGUCAACUCACGUGGCAGCAACACUUACAAACAAGGUUUUUGUUCUUUUUUUCACAUAGGGCCACAUUAAGAUUUUUGUCUCCUCCGUAUUUAAU